AUGAAGAGAAAUCUCGACUCAUUUCUCAAGGAUCACCAUUCGUUGACUUCCAACUCAACGCCAUCUCCCAAAGUCAACGUCAAAGUUCCUGGACCGCCUGCCAAGGUUCCCAAGUCCAAGUCCAAGUCCAAGUCCAGCAUGGUGACCACCACCUUUCAACUCACCAGUAAGGAGCAGCAGCUCCGUCGUCUGCUUCUUGAUGUUGCCAAAGAAAUAGACGAGUCCGGAAAAACUCCAGAGCCUAUUGUGCUCCGUUGGGCCGGUGGCUGGGUACGCGAUAAGCUGCUCGAUAUCCAGAGUCAUGACAUAGACGUGGCCAUCAACGCCAUGACUGGGGUCACUUUUGCUCAAGCUAUGUGCGAUUAUUGCGAACGACCAGAGGCCAUGUCCAAGCACAGCAUUGGCCCCGCAGAUAUUGGAAGCCUCCACAACGUUGCGCGCAACCCUGAGAAGUCCAAGCAUCUGGAAACGGCCAUGGUCAAGAUGUUUGGUCUGGAUCUCGAUUUCGUCAACCUCAGAAAGGAAACCUAUACCGAGGACAGCCGAAACCCUCAAAUGGAAUUCGGCACGGCUGAAGAGGACGCUCGCCGCCGCGAUGCCACCGUGAACGCACUCUUCUACAACCUACACGACGAUCGUGUUGAAGAUUUUACGGGGGGACUUGCAGAUAUGGAAGCUAAAAUAAUCAGAACCCCUUUGGAGCCCUUCCAGACCUUCAUGGACGACCCUUUGAGGGUUUUGAGACUUGUUCGUUUCGCCAGCCGGCUCCAAUUCACAAUUGACGCCAGCACGCGCAGAUACAUGGCCGACCCAGAGGUCCUUGAGGCAUUGCGUGCCAAGAUCAGUCGAGAGCGAGUUGGCGUAGAGUUGGAGAAAAUGCUCAAAGGAGAUCACCCUUUUGAAGCACUUCAACUCAUCCAUGAGCUACAACUCUUCCAUGCAAUCUUUACCGACCCAACCCAGGAAAAUCUCCCAGUCCCCGACAUAUCGCGCUGGGCUGUUGCUUAUACUUGUCUUGAUGAGCUUCUCAAGGAUCGAGACUCGACUUUCAUCGCUGGUCGACUUAUCACAUCCACGGAUGCCACAUACUCCGCUUGGAACCUUGCCGCGCUCUCUCCAUGGAUGACGGUCGAAGAGCCUCCGCAUCCUCGUAGGAAAGCAAACGCUCUCCCUCUCGUGGCCAUUGUCUCACGCGAAGGCUUCAAAGCCCCAAAUCGACUUUCGAGUAUUGUUGCUGCUUCGCAUCGCAAUCGCGACGAAAUUUUGAAGUUGAAACGUGCCGUCUGCAAUGGAGAGUCGUACAUCCAAGAACGAGAUCGCUUCGGCAUGGCAAUCAGGAAGUGGGACACUCCCGCUGGUACCUGGAGACUGCAGGUUUUGAAUGCACUACUCGUCGAGGCCCUAGAAACCCUCACGGCCUGGCGCCAAGAAGAGUCAGCAGAACAAAGUAACUUCUUAGCAGGCUGGAAGAGUUUCCUCGACCACCUCGCCAAGUUAGACGUCUAUGAAGUUACGACCCUCGAAAAGCUCCUUGAUGGCGGAAAGCUCGCCAAAGCACUUGGUGGUAUCAAGCCGGGGAAAUGGACAGGUCCGGCUCUAGAUAAGAAGUACAGCGGCGGAGAGAAGAGUUGGGGAUACCUAUCUAUCCUACCUGAGGCAUCCUAUCUCAAGAUCCGACGUUCGCUCUUCAUUUUUCUCCUUCACCAACACUCAACCAACGAUAACAUGCCAGCCACUGGCUCUGAUACCGUACUUGGUGCGUUGGAAGGGCUCCUUGGCCCUUCAAAUACAGCAUUGUUGCAUGAUGUCUCGGACCACUCAGAACUCCUCACAGAAGCAGCUGUUGCCAGUCUCAGUAUCUUGUGCUCGAAAUAUCGCAUUACCCUGGACCAGGUUACUCUCGUGAAGCUCACAGCUGUUACUGAUUCUCAGGACCCAUGGACAACUGCACAAGCUGCAGCAGCAGCUUCAAAACUUUUGUUGGAACACCUUGAGGGUGAAAGUCUGAACGAGUUUAUCACCAACGCGGUCCUUGAGAAGCAUUUGAAGCCAUUAUUUAUGAAAUCAUCCUCGCGAAUCACUGCUUCAGGACGGCCCUCCCAGUAUGACAUGGUUGAUGAUCGGUCCCGGCCUGUGAUUGAAGUGCAAUCAUGGAGGACUCAGGCCCCGUGGGCAGAGGCCACAAUACAAUGGACAGUAAAUAUGUCUACGACGUCACUCAUCAAGCAGCACUGGCCGCUUUUCUUACCAGUCCUGUUGGCGCUGGUGGAGAGCGAGUCUACCAAGACCAAGGCCAGAGGCUUAAUGACCACGAGAGAAUUCAUGAACAGAUGCCCAGCUCAAGUACUGCAAAACACAGGCAUAGGCCGUGUAUUUGCGGACGUCACAUUCCCGCUCCUGCUCUAUCUCCCCAGCGUCACACCAGAGGAUGAGUCUACGACCAUACUCAUGCCGGCUUACGACGUGCUUAUCAAGCUGGCCCAGGCCACCGGGGAUACCAACAGUAUCGAGCGUCGCCGAUUAUUUGACAAGAUCCUCAGAGACGGAGUGUUCGCAGGCUAUUUCCAUGCUUCUCAGCACACUCGCGUUGUCCGCGUUCUGUUACAGAAGGCAACAGCAGUAAUCAGUAGUCUGGGUAUCUAUACAACCAAACACUUAACUCCUCUUCUCUCAAUGGUAUCAUUAGUCAUGACAGACCCCUUUGCAGUCUCAUAUCCUCCGACCCUGAUGGCGGCGACGCAAACCAUGAGCGCCAUCAUUACUAAUACAUGGCCUCGUAUCCAAGGAACUGAGCAUAUGGAGAACGUCGCCCGAAUUCUGUCAUUAUGCUGGUUAAACGUCUCCGAGGAGAUCGAGCAUGAGGCAUCUCGGACCUCAGCUGAUAUCAACACAUUGUCACAAGAGUUGGCACAUGCAGCUCGAAUUCUUCAGGCCCUCUGGGACCAGGAUGCCUCUGAACGUCCCGCGAAGCUGAGUGAAGCCCUGAAGCAAGAACCGCGGCUGUCUACUCUGUUCCCGAAAAUGCUCGCUGAAGGCUGA
Messenger RNA from Fusarium tjaetaba, 3039 nucleotides. Its product is annotated as CCA tRNA nucleotidyltransferase mitochondrial. Gene Ontology annotation, biological process: tRNA 3'-terminal CCA addition. Gene Ontology annotation, molecular function: RNA binding; ATP:3'-cytidine-cytidine-tRNA adenylyltransferase activity. The coding region runs from base 1 to 3039 and encodes 1012 amino acids. The record is from RefSeq and is a predicted model, not a curated record. The transcript is spliced from 8 exons. NCBI's taxonomy places the organism in Eukaryota, Fungi, Ascomycota, Sordariomycetes, Hypocreales, Nectriaceae.